AUCAUCUUGUUUAAUGUAUUCUGCUAUACCAUCAAUCCAAGUUGCAGAAUACACUUUUGCAAAUCCGCCUUCACCUAUUUGUUUCAUAUCUUCAAAUCUAUCAAAUGGAACCCAUUCAAGAAAUGAUGGGCCAUAUUUACCAUCACCAAUAUAUUUCAAAUGUGCAUUAUAAAUCGAACUCUUAAUAAAAUUAUCAAUAUCAUCAUUUCCACUGGUCCAUCCUUCAAUUAUGCAACGAGGAACACAUCCUUUACACCAAAAUUUUUUAUUAACUAGGUCAUAACAAUUUUCAUGAUUAAUUUUU
Rhizophagus irregularis DAOM 181602=DAOM 197198 is the source of this 304-nucleotide messenger RNA. Lineage: Eukaryota; Fungi; Glomeromycota; Glomeromycetes; Glomerales; Glomeraceae. The record is from RefSeq and is a predicted model, not a curated record.